This is a messenger RNA of Daktulosphaira vitifoliae (grape phylloxera), 1217 nucleotides long. RefSeq names its product N-acetylglucosaminyl-phosphatidylinositol de-N-acetylase (gene PIG-L). Gene Ontology annotation, cellular component: endoplasmic reticulum. NCBI's taxonomy places the organism in Eukaryota, Metazoa, Arthropoda, Insecta, Hemiptera, Phylloxeridae. Gene Ontology annotation, molecular function: N-acetylglucosaminylphosphatidylinositol deacetylase activity. The transcript has 5 exons. The coding region runs from base 254 to 1057 and encodes 267 amino acids. Gene Ontology annotation, biological process: GPI anchor biosynthetic process. The record is from RefSeq and is a predicted model, not a curated record.
UAAAAAAGAAUAAUCUGACGUGUACACAAUAAUACGAAAAUGAUAAAAAGUCAUUGAUAAGAAACUAAAGAGUUUAAAAUAUUUACUAUGAGAUAAUAUUUGGAUAUGAUAGUGCGAUAUUAUGUUUAUCAAAUUCAAUUUCUGUACGUUUCGAAGACAUUUAAAAUUUACUAUAAUUAUUUUUUUUAUAGUGUAUAUGGAUAUCAUCUUUUUUUGUUCAAAUUAAUAAUUAAAAUAUUUAUAAGUUGCUGUAAUGAUUUACAAGUAUUUUUUUAAUCACAUCAAUGAACACUUGAGUUUUAACUCUGCUAUUUUAAUGACAGCUUCUGUUCUUAUUGUUGGGUAUGUUUGGAUAUAUUUACGAACAUCUCGUAAGUGUAAAAUGAUAGAUUUGGUCAAUAAACCGCACAGAAUAUUAAUUAUUACAGCUCAUCCUGAUGACGAAUGCAUGUUUUUUGGGCCUACAAUUAAAGAAUUAACCAAAAAUAGUAAUGUACAAGUGUAUCUAAUGUGUUUAUCUGAUGGUAAUUAUGAAGGUAAAGGUACAAUCCGUAUAUCAGAAUUGUAUAAAAGUUGUAAAAUACUUGGUAUGAAAGAAGAAAACAUUUUGGUUUGCAAAAAUGGUAAUUUUUUGGAUAAUCCAAAUGUAUAUUGGGAAACCACAAUUUUAGCUGAUAAAAUUUCUGAGCAUGCAGAAAAGUUGGGUGUUGAUAUUCUGUUAACUUUUGAUAACUAUGGCGUUAGUGGUCAUCGAAAUCAUAUUUCUAUUUAUAUGGCAUUUGUUUAUUUAAUGUACAAUAAAACUCUUCCAAAUGAAUGCUGCUUUUACACACUUGAUUCAGUAAACAUAGUUCGCAAGUAUAUAAAAUGUCUUGAUAAUUUAUUUAAUGAUCAAACUGAUUUAAAAUAUAUGCUUUUGCCAACAGAACAAGAUUCUAUAAAUAAAGCAAUGCAAGCUCAUUCAUCUCAAUAUGUAUGGUUCAGAAAAUUAUUUAUGAGAUUUUCAAGAUACAAAAUUGUUAAUACAUAUACUGAAAUUUCAAAAAACAAUUUAUAGAAUCAAAUUCUAUUAAUAAAUUUUUGUUGAUAUUAUGACUGUGAUAAUUGAUUUAUUUUAUAAGUUACUAUUAAAUUGUACUUACCUUUGUAAUAACAAUUACAAAUGUAUCCUGUGUCAUUACUGUUUUAAUUUAUUUUUAUUAGUAUACAAGUCUCAA